Drosophila grimshawi is the source of this 966-nucleotide messenger RNA. RefSeq names its product proteasome subunit beta type-5 (gene Prosbeta5). Gene Ontology annotation, molecular function: threonine-type endopeptidase activity. The transcript has 2 exons. The record is from RefSeq and is a predicted model, not a curated record. Lineage: Eukaryota; Metazoa; Arthropoda; Insecta; Diptera; Drosophilidae. The coding region runs from base 71 to 913 and encodes 280 amino acids. Gene Ontology annotation, cellular component: proteasome core complex.
UUGUCAUCUCAUCACAAACUACUUGCAAUUUUUGCGUCGGCAACUUAAUCAAACAAAAAGUGUUAAUAAAAUGGCAUUGGCAGAAAUUUGUAAAAUUUCCAAUGCUUCCUACAUGAAGCCAGCUGCGUGGACCUCAAGUGAAGUCGAGAACGAGCUGAACGCCUUCAGCUGCAACAUUGCAAAUCCCUACACAUUGGCAGCGCCUCCAUUUGAGAAUCCCCUGGAUAAUCUGAACAAGAUUCAGGCAAAUGCUGCCAAGACCGGUGUUAAAAUCAACUUUGACCAUGGCACAACAACUCUCGGUUUCAAAUACCAAGGUGGCGUCAUUUUGGCAGUGGAUUCGCGUGCCACUGGUGGCCAGUAUAUUGGUUCGCAGACCAUGAAGAAGAUUGUGGAAAUCAAUCAGUUCCUGCUGGGCACAUUGGCUGGCGGCGCUGCUGACUGCGUUUAUUGGGAUCGCGUCCUUGCCAAGGAAUGCCGCCUGCAUGAGCUGCGCAACAAGGAACGCAUCUCGGUGGCGGCAGCCAGCAAGAUUAUGGCUAACAUUGCCCACGAAUACAAGGGCAUGGGCCUGAGCAUGGGCAUGAUGCUUGCGGGUUACGAUAAGCGAGGCCCGGGUCUCUACUAUGUGGACUCGGAGGGAUCUCGUACACCCGGAAAUGUCUUCUCCGUAGGCAGCGGUUCUAUUUUCGCCUUCGGUGUGCUCGACUCUGGCUACCAUUGGGAUUUAAAGGACACGGAGGCACAGGAAUUGGGCCGUCGUGCUAUUUAUCAUGCCACAUUCCGCGAUGCUUAUUCCGGUGGCAUUGUUCGUGUCUAUCACAUGACCCCGAAUGGUUGGAUCAAAAUUUCUGAUACAGAUUGCAUGGAACUGCAUUACAAGUACAAGGAGGAAAAGGAGUCCAAGAAAUAAUUGCACAGCAAAUAUAAUUAUGUGAAGGAAAUAAUAAUUUGUAAUCAACAUAA